UCAGUAGAAAGUAGAAACAAGUAGAUCAGGAAUUCAUUCUUGGAUCAUGGCUGAGACCACACCCAAUCACACACAAACCGUUUUUGGAUGGGCUGCUCAUGAUUCUUCUGGCAACAUAACCCCCUACACUUUCAAAAGAAGGGAGAACGGUGUUAAUGACGUGAGCAUAGAGAUCUUGUACUGCGGGAUUUGCCACACGGACAUUCACUACGUCAAAAAUGAAUGGGGAAUCACUAGGUACCCGGUUGUUCCGGGGCACGAGAUCGUUGGGGUGGUAAGCAAGGUGGGGAGGGAAGUGAAUGGAUUCAAAGGUGGAUGGUGCUAUAAUGUUAGUGAGAAGGAUGGUGGAUGAUGGAGUUUUUAUUUU
Messenger RNA from Arachis ipaensis, 367 nucleotides. NCBI's taxonomy places the organism in Eukaryota, Viridiplantae, Streptophyta, Magnoliopsida, Fabales, Fabaceae. The record is from RefSeq and is a predicted model, not a curated record.